This is a messenger RNA of Talaromyces marneffei, 492 nucleotides long. RefSeq lists its product as uncharacterized. The coding region runs from base 1 to 492 and encodes 163 amino acids. The transcript has 4 exons. Lineage: Eukaryota; Fungi; Ascomycota; Eurotiomycetes; Eurotiales; Trichocomaceae. The record is from RefSeq and is a predicted model, not a curated record.
AUGAUCAAGGCUACCGCUAUUGCGACGCUCCUCCUGGCAGCAUCUGCUACCGCGGCUUCCACCCCAAAGUUGACCUCGCAAGAUGUCUACGAGAGUAUGCUCGAGUGGAGAAAUGCAAAGCUCAGCUCGAACACCACCGUCGAGGCCCGUGGUGACAAUGUCGGCUCUGAAUGCUGCCCAGUAAACGGCUUGCCCCAAAUCACCGGCAUUCUCCAGUACGAUGCUACGUCCAUGGCCAACGACCUGGGUGGAGUUGCCCAAGUCAAUUUGCCCGCCCAAUCGUGCACUCUUGUAAGCUGUGACGAUACCGGUGGUGGUCUAACCGCUUGCAACUUCAACGCCUAUCCCAUUUCAGUUGCUGGCACACAACUCGGAGCUUUCUCGGACUGGCUGUCCUACUACUGCACGUCUGAAGGAUACACAUGCGGUGUUGGCUUGGACUACACCAUGGGUUACAAUGUUUGGACCCAUAACGGAGCCUGCAGCAUUUAA